Messenger RNA from Alosa alosa (allis shad), 1851 nucleotides. RefSeq names its product platelet derived growth factor d (gene pdgfd). Gene Ontology annotation, molecular function: growth factor activity; platelet-derived growth factor receptor binding. The record is from RefSeq and is a predicted model, not a curated record. The coding region runs from base 548 to 1636 and encodes 362 amino acids. The transcript is spliced from 7 exons. Gene Ontology annotation, cellular component: membrane. Gene Ontology annotation, biological process: positive regulation of cell population proliferation; platelet-derived growth factor receptor signaling pathway; positive regulation of protein autophosphorylation. Lineage: Eukaryota; Metazoa; Chordata; Actinopteri; Clupeiformes; Clupeidae.
GCCUCCUUCGGGGAAAGGGGACAACCCUUUUUGAUCUCACCGUCUAAUCAACUCACCAGUGCGUGCACGUAACUUUUCAGAUAAGGCUGUUCGGCGCGUAACGAGGAAAUCGCACUCUUUCCACCGUGUACUUGCAGCCUGUUCUACUUAACAGAAAGAAAGCAUAUAGCCUACGACCCCCUCAGAUAUAAGUAGUGUUAAAGGAAUUCAAAAUAUUCUGUUGCCUAACAAGGUCGGUGCAAGAUAAUACAACAAGUGAUAAAGCGGCGAGACAGGCGGCAGCGUAUGGAUUCUACAUUUGCCGCGAAAGGGGGUUUAUGAACCUGCUACAUUCAGGAAGGUUACGGAUAAAACGGCGACAGGUCAGGCAGCGAUUUCAGGAUUGCAUGACCUCAAUUAUGUGAACAGAAUAUAAGCUUGCGGAAACUGUACGCGAGCACACAACUAUACGGCCGACGGAAAGGGGGACGGUGUCAUUUCAUUUUUCCAUCCAGGGGUAUCUGGAAUUUAUUCACCCAGAGGGCAUCUGAUCAAAACACAGUGCAGAAUGCAACUGUCACUGUUUUUCGUAUUGUUGGUCGGGAUUCAUCAAAGCUCGAAGGCUCUGGCUAAAUCAUUCCGAUCUACACAGUUCAGGCGUGAUGACAGCAAUCACCUCACAGACUUGUACCGGGCGGAGGAGAGCCUCAACGUGACAGGCAGCGGGCACCUGCACAGCCCGCGAUACCCCAGUGCCUACCCCCGCAACCUGCUCCUCACCUGGAGGCUGCACUCGCCCGCAGACACACGCAUCCUGCUGGAGUUCAACAGCCACUUCGGCCUGGAGGAGUCCGAGAACGACGUCUGCAAGUAUGACUAUGUGGAGGUGGAGGACAUCUCGGAGACCAGCACCAUCAUCUGGGGCCGCUGGUGCGGGACCAAGGCCCCUGCCCACAUCACCUCCAAGACCAACGUCAUCAAGGUCACCUUCAAGUCUGACAACUACUUUGUGGCCAAGCCCGGCUUCAAGCUCCAUUACUCUCUCCUGGAUGAUUCUCCUCCAAUCACCUCACAGAAGAACUGGGAGGUGAUCACCCACUCCAUGGCAGCUCCAUUGACGUAUGUCUCGCCGGUGACGGAGCGUCCUCUGAGCAUGGCGGAGCUGGACAAGGCCAUCGCCUCCUUCAGCACGGUGGAGGACAUGCUGAGGCACCUAAACCCGGAGUCCUGGCAGGAAGACAUGGACAGCCUGUACCAUGACACCAGCAGCCAGUACAGGCCCCGCGCCUACCACCACGACCGCAAAGGCAAGGUUGACCUGGACCGUCUGCACGAGGACGUGAAGCGCUACAGCUGCACGCCGCGGAACUUCUCGGUGAACCUGCGGGAGGAGCUGAAGGCCACCAGCGCCGUCUUCUUCCCGCGGUGCCUGCUGGUCCAGCGCUGCGGGGGCAACUGCGCCUGCGGCACCGACAACUGGAACUCCUGCACCUGCACCGCCGGCAAGACAUCCAGCAAGCUGCACGAGGUGCUGAAGUUCUCCCCCAGUCCAGGUUACUUCAGGAAGCGCUCUCGAGCACGCUGGGUUCUCGAGGAGAUCCACCUGGUUCACGACGAGCGUUGUGACUGCGUGUGCCACGACCGACCCCCGCGAUGAGACAGAGGCAUCCUGGGGAAAAAAGACACACACACACACAGCUCUGGGACUCUUUUUAGCUCUGCAGAUCCUCUCACUUGUACUACACCCUCAUCCUCAUGUCUCGCUUAGUAUGAGGGUGAGAAAUUGUGUGUGUGGGUAUGUGUGUGUGUAAGAAACAGAGAAAGCAUUGGAGAGCGUCUUUGUGUGUGUGUAUGAUAUAUAUGUGUGUGUGU